Messenger RNA from Armigeres subalbatus, 3028 nucleotides. RefSeq lists its product as uncharacterized. Bases 1157 to 2311 code for a protein of 384 amino acids. Lineage: Eukaryota; Metazoa; Arthropoda; Insecta; Diptera; Culicidae. The record is from RefSeq and is a predicted model, not a curated record. The transcript has 7 exons.
CAGGUAACUGGACUAGUGAAAUUCAAUAAUUUCGCCUUAUGAAACUACUUUUGGAUUCAAAAUCUAGCUUUCAUAAGGUACAUAUGAAACUCAUAUGGUUCAUAUGAUUUGCUUCACUUAAACAUUGAAAUUGCUUACGCCAUACAUAAGCUUUUCAAAACACCGCCUUAUGAAAUUCAACAAUUUUACUUGUGUGAAAAAGUCAUACGUCAAACCUUUGAAAAUACAAAAAUGGCGCCUAUCGUGGUAGACGAGCUAAAGUUGAUAGCAGAUUUGUUAAAAGGAGCUCCCGGAUUAAAUUUGGACCUUUUCCGACGAGCGAAAAUCACAACGAUUCAACUGAUAACAUUUACGGAGACUCAACUAGCAAGCGCGAUAAGAUCGAGCCCGGAUAUCGAUACACCGGUUGACGAAAAGAUAUUAUGGUCCUGGAUUCUCGACUGGCGAAGAAGAAACGUAAGUAGUUCUUAAGUCUUUAAUGCACUGCAACGGAACGGCGACUGUAAUGGCAGGAUUUGACAGUUAGCCCAUAUAUUUUCUGUCAAAUCCUAUCCUUACCGUUGCCAUUCCGUUUUACUGCGUUCGAGGCUUUACGAAACGUAUAUUUCUCCAAACCAGCUGCAGUACGAAAAUUAAUGAAUAUAACUUUUAAUAGGGUCUGGAUAACGCAACAAUCGUUCCGGAAGAACCAGCUCACUCUUCGGUAGAAGUUAAAACUGCAACUGAUCUCGAGGCUAGUAUACUCAAAUCAUAAAAAUGUAAACACAUUUCAUCAUUUUUAUAUUACUUCUAGAACACAUUUACUGGAAAAAGUUGUGAUGCAUCGAUAAACGGUGAAGCAGAAACCGCUGAAUCGACCUCAGAUAAGCCUCUUGAUUUAAAAGUGAGCGCUUCCAAAAUAUACGAUUUAAGUUGCGGCUUAGUCGCCAAUAAGCCCGGCAGCAGUAGGAAUAACUUUACGGGAGGAAGAGUGACGGAAUUUAACGGACAUAUAACAUCAGAGCUCGUAACAGACGGAGAUCCACACAACACAAGUCAAACAAAGCAAGUUCUCGAUCAACCCCCGGAGGCUGACGCCAUCGAUGGUCUGCAAGUUCCAACAUCUUCAGUUGGCGAUACACCUUCCCGUUUGACCCCGGCUCUGCUGAAGGAGCUUAUGCAGCAAACUGUAUACGGCGAACAACUGCUGAAAGCCGCUGAAACUCACUGCUUGUCGGAUUCUGGAAGAAAGUUUGUUGUCGACACUGUGGCAAGGUACCACUUAACCCGAAACUGUAAAACAUCAUCCGAAGUGGUAGAAGAUCUAAGUACAGUAAUAUGCGGACUAUUCAAAAAGGAAAGCAAGGAAACAUAUUACAUUCCGAAAGCCAAGAAUCGUGGUAACCCUGCUGGCAAAUUAUACAGUCGUAUAAAUUAUAUUAAACAAUCAGAACGUAAGCGUGAUCAAAAAGAGAAGCAUCACAUUUCAACGGACAACGAUUUGGAUAACGAACAACUGUUACCCGAGGUAGCAACAGCAUUGGCCUGGUUGGAAAUUAAUAGGUUUCCUUGGGCGACUGUCCUGUCACAAUGGGAACUAAGUUUUCCUGCCAGAAAAGCUGAUCUACGUCAGUUUUCUAAGGCCGGUCAAUUAAUCAAUACUUACCCACACCUCUCAAAUGAGUGUGGAUAUCAACUGCUGGAUAUCGAGUACCGUAAACUUGGUCUGGGAAAUCCGACGGAACCAUCGAAGAAGUGGAAUUCAUUGUUUGAGCCCAUUGCAAAAUAUAUCAGCAAGUAUGCUAAGGAUCCAUCAGCCAAAGACUUGUCAUAUGCUUUGAGAAAUAACGAGCUAUCGAUCGAUUGUCGACUACUGAAUUUACUUCUGGCUUUAAAUACGGUGCUCAUUCCAGUUAAGGCCUCAAAAGGUUUUAAGCCGACGGUAGCCACGGGCCAAGCAGAGACAUUUCUGUUAGUCGACAACAAGGAUCAAGCACUCACUGAGUUGGAGAAAACUAUACAAAUAUACGAAGAACAGAGGUUUGCAAUUGCUCCGAAGCUCAUCGUCGUUGGAGAGAACUUGACUGCUGCUACAGGUGAAUGCCUGGUGGUAUAUAAAGAUAUAAUCUACAAUCUUCCAACUAUUGUGCGUGGAGUUGACGUAUUGUUGAAACUACAAAUAGUCCUUGGAUUACCGGUUGCCAAGUUUUCAAAAUUGGUGUGGGUAUUCAUCGAGCAAUUCGUAUACGAAGUACCUUCGAAUUAUGGCGGCUAUUUAUGUAUCAAUAAGUUAAUCCAGUUUUUGAAUAGCCAGUCUGAAAAUCAGCGAUAAUGUUACCGUGCUGCAUAGUAGAAUGUGCUUGUCGAUUCAAGACAGCAGAGGAACUGAUUGUCCAUGUUCAACGUACACAUAAGCCUCCAGUCGAUUUUCUAUAUAAGUGUACAUUCCCAGGAUGCAUUCAAAUAUGUUCAAAAAUAUAUAGUUUUAAGAAACACGUAAAAACUCAUAAGUUUGAUUCAGUAGAGUUCAAUAUGCUUGAAUAUCGCAUUGAAAUUGAUAACGAUUUGAAAAUUGAAGAACCAGCAAAAAAGGUCAGAAAGACUGACAUCGGCAAAGAUAACAGUGAAUCAACCAUCGACAAAAAUUUGAAUUUCAUACAAAAAACAGCUGUAGAGUUCACGUUAGAUAUGCAUCAGAGACCCAACUUUUCUAGAUGUGAUGUACGUGACAUACAAAGGGCCACUCAACAAUUUUGUUCCGAAGCUAUUCAGCCUAUUCGUAAGCUAAACAUGACCGUAGGAAAUUCAGAAACCCAGUAUCAGUUCGAGGUAUAUUUGUCUCAAUUACAACAUUGUUUUGAUUUCAUAGACAGCGAUUUCAAAUUUUUUAAACAUCUUGAUAACAUUGGUAUUUUCAAAGCACCAGUAACAGUUACAUUGAAUCAGCAUCCAAAUCAUAACCAAUCAAUACCUGCGGAAUGUAGACAAUCGUGUUUAGUCUUGAAUCAAAUUGAAUUUCAAAUUCGAACUUUUUUCGAAAUUGACAAUG